Trichosurus vulpecula (common brushtail) is the source of this 1179-nucleotide messenger RNA. It is a transcript of the gene ANKRD63, whose product is annotated as ankyrin repeat domain 63. The record is from RefSeq and is a predicted model, not a curated record. The coding region runs from base 1 to 1158 and encodes 385 amino acids. The transcript has a single exon. Gene Ontology annotation, molecular function: protein binding. NCBI's taxonomy places the organism in Eukaryota, Metazoa, Chordata, Mammalia, Diprotodontia, Phalangeridae.
AUGUUGAAGCCAAAGGAUCUGUGCCCUCGGGCGGGCACCCGUACUUUUCUGGAGGCGAUGCAAGCGGGCAAGGUGCACCUGGCGCGUUUCGUCCUGGACGCCCUGGACCGUAGCAUCAUCGAUUGUCGCGCGGAGCAGGGGCGCACGCCGCUCAUGGUGGCCGUGGGGCUGCCGGAUCCCACGCUCAGAUCCCGCUUCGUACGGCUGCUGCUGGAACAGGGCGCGGCCGUGAACCUGCGAGACGAGAGGGGCCGCACGGCGCUGAGCCUGGCCUGCGAGCGGGGCCACCUGGACGCCGUGCAGCUGCUGGUGCAGUUCAGCGGCGACCCAGAGGCGGCCGAUUCGGCGGGCAAUAGCCCAGUGAUGUGGGCCGCCGCGUGCGGCCACGGCGCGGUGCUCGAAUUCCUGGUGCGCUCUUUCCGCCGCCUCGGCUUGCGCCUCGACCGCACUAACCGCGCGGGCCUCACGGCGUUGCAGCUCGCGGCCGCCCGAGGCCACGGGCCUUGCGUCCAAGCGCUCACAGGCCCGUGGGGCCGCGCUGCCGCCGCGGCGGCUGCCCGCGCUCGGGGCUCUACCUCGGACAGUCCCCCAGGCCGGCCCAGUGCUGCGCCCAGCCCCGAGCGUCGCCGGCCUAGCCCCCGCCGCCUUCCGAGGCCCCUUCUGGCUCGCUUCGCCCGGGCAGCGGGCGGCCAUGGGGGUGAAAUAGGCACCGGGGGCAAGGGCUCGGGCCGGCAGAGAUCACUGGGCAACGAGCGGCCCGAAUUUGGCCGCAGCAUGAGCUUGGCGCUGGGCUCUGUGACCGAGGAGGAGGCUGCGCGGGUCCGGGCGGCAGCUCAGUUCCCCCAGCCAAAUUCCCCUCAGGCCUCGGGCACCGGGAGGUGGCGCUCACAGGAGCUACUGGAAGGCAAGGCUCUGGCCCUAAUCAAGGCUCCUGGUGGGCUCACCCCCCAUCCUGAGGGCGCCCCUGGGAGAGGCCGUCUCGGUCUGCGCCGCCGUUCUACUGCGCCGGACAUCCCCAGCCUAGUCGGGGAGGCGCAAGGGUCAGACGGCGGGCUGGAGCAGGAGCUUGACUCGCUGCCCCUCACUCUGCCUGGCCAGCAGACCCCUUGGCAGGGGGGUACUGAGGCAGAAGCAGUGGUCUUGCAAGCCCAACGGUGAAGAGGCCCCAGGGCGCUUCAC